Messenger RNA from Volvox carteri f. nagariensis, 3414 nucleotides. RefSeq lists its product as uncharacterized. NCBI's taxonomy places the organism in Eukaryota, Viridiplantae, Chlorophyta, Chlorophyceae, Chlamydomonadales, Volvocaceae. The transcript is spliced from 17 exons. The coding region runs from base 1 to 3414 and encodes 1137 amino acids. The record is from RefSeq and is a predicted model, not a curated record.
AUGUCUUCGCUUGACAGCAAGCUCGACCUUAGCCUGGAUGAGCUUAUUAAGCAAGCGGCCAAACGCCCAGCAGCUAGGGCGCUCCCUUCAAAGCCCACUGUUGGGGGCUCGCGGGGAUUGGCUCCGAAGCAGGUCGGGGCACGUGCACCCGUGACCACGGCCAGUGGAAUUGCCGGCAAACGGCAGGCCAUCCGCACUAAGCGCCAGACGGUACCCGCCACGGAGGGCGUCCCAGGCGUGCAGCGCCUAGCCCCAAAGGUGUUACUUGUCAAGGCGUCAGACCUGAAGCGCAAGGCGGCUGCGCCGGUACCUGGAGCCCGCGCUCUUGCAAAGCGAAUCGUCAACAGGGCCGUUAUGGCGCCUAAGCAGCCUGCUGCAGCGGUCAUGCGCCAGCGCGGCACCACACAGCGUCCACAGGCCAUCGUGGCGCCUGCUCGACCUCGGCAACAGCCUCAGUUACAGCAGCAGGCCCCAGCGCGGCAGCCACGGCAACAGAUUAAGUACGUGCAACAGCCGGUGAUGCAGCAACAGCAGCAGCAACGGCAAGUACCCGUGUCCUUAGCGAAGCGCAUGCGGCAACAGCGGCAGCAACAGAUGGUGGUGCAGCCCCGUGCGCAUGCGGUGGUUCCUAGAGGCCAACCAUUACAGCAGUUAGCGCCUCAGGGCCUACCGCGGCGGGGCCCGCAGCAGCAGCAGGUUGGACGAAAUCAGAUUCCGCGCAUCGUGCCUGCGCCGCGCCUGCAACAGCAGCGUCAGAUGCUGGGCCGGGUGCAGCAGGGCGGGAUACGGAAGAACGGCCAAAUGCACCAGCCACCGCAACGGCGGGCGCCAGUCUUCGCUGCCAACGGUGGCGGCCGCAGCGGCAAUGCCCAACGUGGCCAACAGCAGCGCAUGGCGGGUUUACCAAGGCAGCUGCAGCGCAGCGGCGGCCGCAACCAGCAGGUCCUCGGGGGCAACACGCGAAAUCGUGCGCCGAUUUUGAUGCAGCAGAAUGCGGCAGUGGGCACACUUCCUCCCAUCCAGCUCAGCCAGUCCUUGCGAGUGCUCAAAAUGCUUCCCAGUGAAGUACAGGUCCAUCUCCCAGAUGCAGUGGGUCUCGUGGCUAGAAUUCGAGCGCUGGGUAUAGCGGCAGAGUGCCGAGAGCGCCAGGGGGGUCAAGGACCGCCUGACUGGCCUCGUAUCCUAAUUGCCGCAAACCUGAUGGACUGCGAAGAAAUCAUGCCAUUUUGGAUCCUGGAAGUUCUACGACUGGCGUUACUGCUCCAGGGGGACCCCGUACUGCAGGCCAUAUACUCCCCCUCCUCGGGAACCCUCCAACUCGACCUGAACGCCAAACACGUGCAGCGUGUGGGUAUUUCCGUGUAUGAGAGCGGUAGCCGUGACCGUACAGCGCUGUGGCUGCUGGUGGCGGCGGCGCUGUGGAAGGCUGCCGGUGUGCCCAAUGCGGUGGUGCUCAACGGCACCCUCACGCGGGGAGCCGCAGUGAUGGAACCCGUCGGUGGCAAACUGAUGAAACAGCACCGGAUACAACACCUAGCCAACCUGCGCAACGCGGCCCUGUCGCCGCUGUACCGCAACCCGGGCGCAUUUCCGUACGUCAUGUUUUUGAAUGACGUGUUCUUCUGCGCGCCCGACCUGGUGUGGAUUGGGGGUCACGUACCCAAGGUGCGGGACUCCAGGACGCAACAGGAGGGCAAGGCCCUGCGCCGGGCGUUACUAUUCCACACACCACCAUCCACAUCCGCGCCACCAUCAACAACAACAGCAGCAGCCGAGCCUGAGGGCAACACGCCAUCGGCAGCCCAGCAUUCCGCCUCCUCCUCCACCCAUCUACCCACACAAUUAUCUUCCAUCGCAUCUGCUGUUGUGGAGACGGUGCUGGCGGACAUCCGGGGCGAGCUGAAGCAAGAACACUUUCCUGCGACCGGCAUCCCUGGGAAGGGGCGGGGCCGGGGCCGGGUGGAGGGUCUUGUCAGCGACCACUCGGCGGGUGGUGGCAAGUCAAAAUCGGAGUCAAAACCGGAUCCGGAAUCGGAUCUGCAGCAGCAGGAGGAUGAUGAUUAUGAGGGGGAGGGGGUGGGGGACGGGGAGGAGGAUGAGGAGGGGGAGUUCGAUGUGGAUGGUGGAGGCGGCGGUGGCAGUGAUCCCGCAGCCCAGUGGCAGGCGGCACUAGACCAGAUGACCGGGGUGCAUGCGGAGGAGGUGGCGCAGCGGGUGGAGGUGCGGAAGCGCAUCUCCGCGGCGGCCGUGAAGCCCAGAUACGAGUUCUAUGACAUUUGGGUGUCGAGGGAUCUGGGCGGCAAAGCGGAGCACCUAGCCGUACCCCAACGGGAACGACCGCCGAAGCACUCUCCUCCCUUCCUUGUGGGGGGAGAGUUCAUCAAGCACGACCCCCUCGCCCGCGAUCCCCGUACUCUGGAUGCCGUACACCGGGGCUUGCCCUUCCCCGUCAAGUGCUGCUGGAACGGUGCCGUGUACUUCAACGCGUCGCAUCUGUCAGCAGGUCUUCGCUUCCGUGCGGGUCAGCGGGACGCGGGCGAGUGUGACGCCAGCGAGUGCUCCAUUUUCUGCGAAGACUACCGCAGGUUGGGAUCGGGCCGCGUCGUGGUGGAUCCCUCCGUACGCUUGUCGUACACGCCCUGGACUGAGGACAUUCACGGGCCCCUGCCCGGCGGCCUGCCCGCCAAGGUGCUUUGGUCGGCUGUGAAGCGCAGUGGAGCACUGGAGAAGUUGCAGAGCCUGUGGCAGGAGACUGCGGAUGACAUGAUGGUGGAGUGCCGUUAUCCUUUUCGCCGCCUCGUGCAUGCGGCCGCUGACAUGGUUCCCUGGGGCUUUUACCCUCGGACAGAGAAGGGCUUUGACGGCGCGGAUCUCGACCGAGUUCGCCAGAUUGAUAUUCGACGGGAGAAUUUCACACAGCUGUUUUUUGAGCGUCAACGACAACUCUCGCCUCCGCAAUCACGCGCUUGCAACUUGAUCAUGGGGCCCUACGGAGCCGAUGACGAGGGCGAGUUUUUCGACGACCUAUCGUACGCAUCGUGGGGCAAGAACGUGAUCACGCGCAUCGUACACAAGGCCGGCGAGUACGUCGAAAGCAUCCAGGUGGUGUACGGCUCAAUGCCCGCCAGAGUGCAUGGUGGCGACAGUGAUGGCGAGUUACACGAUCACCGCGUCGAAGGGGGAGAGUUUAUCAACAGCGCUGUGGUGUACUAUGAUGAGAAUGCUGUACAUGGGAUGGAUUUGGGUACGAAUGUAGGCAGGCAGAUUGUGAUAGGUUCUCUGCGAGAUGGCGUGCGGCGCGCGGUGGCGACUCCGUGCCCUGCAGACGAGCAGCACGAGGGCCGAUACCGAUUAAUCGCGCUUGCGGGAACUGCAGACCGGUACUUGCGUUCGGUCACUUUGCUGUGGAGUUAA